GAGGGGCAGGCAGUGAGGAGGAAGAGGCUUUCAGCUGAGUUUCUAAAUAAAGUUUCGGUGAAGAUGAUGGAGAUGAACGACACGGAGCUCCUGCCGUCCCCGUUCGGCUUCGAGAGGCGGUUCGAUGAGCGCGGAGCGAUCCGGUGGAUGCAGGAGAACUGGAGCAAGUCCUUCAUGUUCAGCGCGCUCUACGCCGCCCUGGUGUUCGGAGGCCAGCACUACAUGAAGCCUCGACCCAAACUGAAUCUGCGGCUGCCGCUGGUGCUCUGGUCGCUGAGCCUGGCCAUCUUCAGCAUCAUCGGGGCGGUUCGGACCGGUUCCUACAUGAUCCACAUCCUGAGAUCCAGCGGCUUCAGAUGCUCCAUCUGUGACCAGAGCUUCUACAACGGACCCGUCAGCAAGUUCUGGGCCUACGCCUUCGUCCUCAGCAAAGCUCCAGAACUGGGUGACACAGCCUUUGUGGUGCUGCGGAAGCAGAAGCUGCUCUUCCUGCACUGGUACCACCACAUCACAGUGCUGCUCUACUCCUGGUACUCCUACAAGGACAUGGUGGCCGGCGGCGGCUGGUUCAUGACCAUGAACUACGGCGUGCAUGCCCUCAUGUACAGCUACUACGCAGCGCGCGCCGCCGGCCUGCGCGUGCCACGCCCCUUCGCCGUGCUCAUCACCAGCGCCCAGAUCGCCCAGAUGGUCAUGGGGCUGACGGUGAGCGGGCUGGUCUACCGCUGGAUGCAGCAGGGCGACUGUCCGUCGCGCGUCGAUAACAUCACCUGGGCCACGCUCAUGUACCUCAGCUACCUGCUGCUCUUCUCCAACUUCUUCUACCAGACGUACCUGCGCCCCGCCGACAAGGCCAAGACCCAGUGAGGCCGCUGGGAGCCGCGGGCCGGACCGGGUCCAGAGGAAGCUAAAUGUUUAUGUGUUUUAUGGACUGAAGGAGCUCCGGUUCUGAUCCAAAUGGGUCAGAAAAUUCCCCUUUUUUUCUGUAUUUAUUUGUUCUGAACUCAUUGAUCCGAGCGAGAUUACCUGUUAGCAUGUCUGUUAGCGGGUCAGAUGACUGGUCGGGUCACCCCCCUUCCCCCUCACACACACACUGUUUCCUGUUCAGAGGUAUGAAGGAUCCUGAUUGGCUGCUGGAGGCCUCCUGAUUCACCUGAACGUUCCUUAAAACGGCCUCCGUUGGAGGCGGUUCUGAAGUGACUGUAGAACCGGGUCAGAGUUCUGGUCACCAUGAUGAACCUCAGAUCUCACUGCACUAAGGCUGUUCUCUGGAAGGGGGGGGGUUAUGCUCGUUUAUUUAAUGAAAUUUAAUAAAAUAAGUUUUUACAUUUGUAA
This is a messenger RNA of Cyprinodon tularosa, 1335 nucleotides long. RefSeq names its product elongation of very long chain fatty acids protein 6-like. The record is from RefSeq and is a predicted model, not a curated record. Lineage: Eukaryota; Metazoa; Chordata; Actinopteri; Cyprinodontiformes; Cyprinodontidae. Gene Ontology annotation, cellular component: endoplasmic reticulum membrane; endoplasmic reticulum. Gene Ontology annotation, molecular function: fatty acid elongase activity. Gene Ontology annotation, biological process: fatty acid elongation, polyunsaturated fatty acid; very long-chain fatty acid biosynthetic process; fatty acid elongation, saturated fatty acid. The coding region runs from base 64 to 867 and encodes 267 amino acids. The transcript is spliced from 4 exons.